CCGGGAACACCCGCUUGAAGGCCCAUGUGACACCCCCUGGCCCCGCGCUCCGGCCCAGCAGCGCCCCGGGCCCGCCAAUGGGAUCGCGGGGGCUGACCGGGACAGUGAGGACCCGGAGCGGCCUCCUAUAAAGCUUUCCCGAGAAUGUCCUGGAGCGAUAUCCUGUACCCAGACAACCCGGUGAGGCGGGAGAGGGUGGCGCGGUUACACCAGGAGCUGAUCAACUGCAUAGAGCUCAAUUUUGAUACCACCAAUGAGCUGAUUGAAGCCUUAAACACACACUGUCAGUUCAAGCUGCACCGCAUUAAGAUGAACAUGAACGGCACCAUCCGGGAGAACUGCGACAUACUCCUCGCAGCCAUAAAGUCCAUCCAAGACAUUCUGCAGGCCAUCGACAAAAGACUGAAGAGAGAACUGGAGCCAGAUCUCUACCGAAAGCUUCACGAUUUCCAGGAGCCUGAUGCCACGAAGAUGCAGAUUCUGCGCAAUGUGGCCACAGUGGUGAGCGGCCUCGCUGGGACCGUGGCCAUGGGGUUCUUCAUCAAGCUGGCGUUAUCGCAGGUGGUGGUCAUAGUCCUGAGCCAAACUGCCAUGGUCUUGUCCAUUAUCGGUGCCUCCUUGAUUGGUGCUGUGGCUGGCAUGAUAGUGGGCGUGGGAAUUGACUUGAUUCUCAGCGCGAUCCUGGGCGCCAUAGAGAGAGACCAACUGGAGGCGAAGAUUCAGGAGCUCAGUGAGCUGGUGAGUGAGUUCAAGCCAGCCUCCAAGGAGUAUAACAAAGCCAUUAUGAAGAUCAUCUGCAAGCUGCCAUAGCCGGAGGAGAAUCACCUGCUCAGAGGACUCCAGACCAAGCUGCAAGUUACCAUUAUUUGUGAAAAUAAGGCAGUGGGGAUCAGAUCCCAUCUACCAUGACUUAGCCCAGCAACAUUAAAGCCAGCACAAUAAAUGAUAUCUAGCUCUUACA
Messenger RNA from Mauremys mutica (yellowpond turtle), 961 nucleotides. RefSeq names its product single-pass membrane and coiled-coil domain-containing protein 3-like. Lineage: Eukaryota; Metazoa; Chordata; Testudines; Geoemydidae. The transcript is spliced from 2 exons. The record is from RefSeq and is a predicted model, not a curated record. The coding region runs from base 145 to 810 and encodes 221 amino acids.